AUGGUGUGGAAGAAAGAGAGUACAUUCCUUACACACCAGUCUCAAAGACAAAAGAAAAAAGGAAAGGCUUGCAAUAUGAAAAUCACAAGCAUCGCAAUCUUGUUUUGGCCACUCUCCAUGCCAUUGUUAUCAGAUGAAAGCCAGACGUCUAAAACCGAAGUCAAAUGUAAUUUCACUGCAAAGAAUUAUGCUUUGAUUCCAGCAAAUAUCAAUAAAAAUGUUACUAUACUUGACCUCAGUUAUAACCAAAUUACUCUGAAUGUUACAGAUACAAGAGUUCUACAGACAUAUUUUUUACUCACCGAGCUCUAUUUGAUUGAGAACAAUGUCAUUAUCCUACGUAAUAAUAGUUUUGGUAACCUCUCCAAUCUAGAAAUUUUAAAUAUCUGUAGAAACUCCAUCCACAUAAUUCAACAGCGUGCCUUUACAGGCUUAGAUAAACUAAAACAGUUAUAUCUCUGCCAAAACAAAAUAGUUCAACUGAAUCAUGAUAUAUUUGUGCCUCUAAAAAGCCUGAUACUAUUGAAUCUGCAAGGCAAUUUGAUAAGCUAUCUUGAUGUAUCACAACUGUUUCAUCUGGAAUUCAUAAUUUUAUACGGAAAUCCGUGGAACUGCUCUUGUAGUCUACUGAAUUUGCAAAACUGGUUGAACACAUCGAAUGUGACACUAGAAAAUGAGAACAUCACCAUGUGCAGCUAUCCGGAUACACUAAAGUGCUACAAUAUCAAAACAGUACCUUACAAGGCUGAAUGCUACUCAAAAUUUCCUUCAUCUAUAAGUGAAGAUCUUUACAUUCAUUUUCAGUCCAUUAGCAAUUCAACAUAUAAUAGUUUUUUGAACAACAUAACAAGAAAUUCAGAACGUGAAUCUCAAGGAAAAAGCUGGACUCUUCUUGUCAGUGUUGUAGUCACUGUACUGAUGACUUCACUCCUCAUUUCAAUUGCUAUCAAAUGUCCAGUAUGGUAUAAUUUUCUGCUUAGUUACAAUCAUCAUCGCCUGGAAGAGCAUGAAGCAGAAACCUAUGAAGAUAGUUUUACCAGAAAUCCAAGUCCUCCUCCACAGAUACCAGACACAAGCUCUGAAGAAACUAUAGUAAUAUUUGAACAACUACAUCAAUUUGUGGUAGAUGAUGAUGGGUUUAUUGAAGACAAAUACAUAGAUACUCAUGAAUUACGUGAAGAAAAUUAA
Molecule: messenger RNA, 1188 nt
Organism: Lipotes vexillifer (Yangtze River dolphin)
Lineage: Eukaryota; Metazoa; Chordata; Mammalia; Artiodactyla; Lipotidae
Gene: LRRC19
Product: leucine rich repeat containing 19
Exons: 5
Coding region: 1-1188 (395 amino acids)
Biological process (GO): interleukin-8 production; positive regulation of non-canonical NF-kappaB signal transduction
Cellular component (GO): plasma membrane
Molecular function (GO): protein binding; signaling receptor activity
Source: RefSeq, a predicted model, not a curated record